Loxodonta africana (African savanna elephant) is the source of this 5252-nucleotide messenger RNA. RefSeq names its product zinc finger protein 75A-like. Gene Ontology annotation, biological process: regulation of transcription by RNA polymerase II. The record is from RefSeq and is a predicted model, not a curated record. Bases 3919 to 5046 code for a protein of 375 amino acids. Lineage: Eukaryota; Metazoa; Chordata; Mammalia; Proboscidea; Elephantidae. Gene Ontology annotation, molecular function: DNA-binding transcription factor activity, RNA polymerase II-specific; RNA polymerase II cis-regulatory region sequence-specific DNA binding. The transcript has a single exon.
CUGUUUUUGUCGGCUCUGUGGGAAGGUCCUUGUUUCUUUUCAGCUUCUGAUCCUUGGCUCCUCGGUAAUCUUCAUAUGGCUUGGCAUCUAUCUUUCCCCAUCUCUGCUUGCUUCUCUAUGUCUAAUCUGCUCUUUUUAUAUCUCAAAACGUGAUUGGCCUAAAACACAGCCUACACUGAUAAGGCCUCUUAACAUAACAAAGAAAACCAUUCCCAAAUGGGAUUAUAAGCACAGGUAUAGGGGUUAGGAUUUACAACACAUAUUUUUUUUGGCGGGGGGGGGCACAAUUCAAUCCAUAACAUGAAGUGAAACAAAAAGUGAAAGAAUUAUUCACUCCUUUUGAAAUAGUCUGGAAUUACUGGACCAAUUAAUUUAGGAUGGCUGUUCAUGACCUCAAGGUUUUCUUAUCAGAACAUUAAUUUUCCACCCAAAACCUAAAGUGAUCUGUUUAGAGCAAGGGAAGAACCAUGGGUCUAAGGUCUGUAAGUGUUCCAAGAUAAUACUGCAUAGCUUUCUACAGGUAAGUGGGUAGAGGGAAAAUACUCCCUUAUAGGAACCUUUACAGGGGCUUAGAAUUUUAAAGUUCUAGUUCUGUAUUUGUUUUCGUUGACAUUUCCGUUGAGACAGUUGUAGAUUCACAUGCAGAUUUAAAACAUAAUACAUAGAGACCCAUGUACACUUCACCCAGUUUCCUCCAAUGCUAGCAGAAUAUCACAACCAGGAUAUUGAAAUUGAUACAGUCCUCCAGUCUUAUUUAGAAUUCCCCAGUUUUACUUGUACUCAUUUCUGCAUGUACGUAUGAAUUUAGUCUGUUCAAUUUCAACACGUGUGGACAUUUGUGUAUCCACCACCACCAUCAAGACACUGAACUGUCCCAUUUCCACAAGCAUCCCUCCUGGUGCCCUUUUAGAACCACGUACACUUCCCUAUCACACGCUCCUUCCAGUCCUGUCACUAACCCAUACCAACCACUAAUAUUCUAUAUUUCUAAAAUGUUUGCCAUUUCAAAACUGUUACAUAAAUGGAAUCAUAGAAUGUAUACCUUUUGGGGUUGGCUUUUUUUCAUUCAGCCUAAUUCCUUGGAGAUUCAUCCAAGUUGGUACAGAUAUCAAUAGUUCAUUCCUUUUAAUUACUGAGUAAUAUUCCAUGGUGUAAGUGUAACACAGAUUGUUUAAAGAUACACUCCUUGAAGGAUACCUGUGCUCUCUCCAGGUUUGGGCUAUUAUGAAUAAAGUUGCUGUCAACAUUUGUGUACAGUUUUUAUGUAAACAAGCUUUUCAUUUCUCUGGGAUAAAUACACAAGAGUGUGCUUGCUGGUUCAUAUGUUAAUUGCAUCUUAGUUUUAUAAGAAGCUGCCAAACUGUUUCCAGAGUGUCUGUGCCACCUGACAUUCUCAUCGUCAAUGUAUGAUUGAUUGAUCCAAUUUCUCCACACCCAAGUCAACAUUUUAUAUCUGUCUUUUUGAUUAUAACCAUCUUAGUUGGAGCCCAGGUGGUGCCGUGGUUAAGAGCUUAGCUGGUUACCAAGAGGUCAGCAGUUCAAAUCCACCAGCUGCUCUUUGGAAAGCCUUUUGGGCAGUUGUGUUCUGUCCUAUAGGUUCGCUAUGAGUCUAAAUCAACUCAAUGGCAACGGGUUUGGUUUUUUGUUUUGUUUUGUUUUGUUUUGUUUUUUUGGUUAGUGGGUGUGAAGUGGUAGCUCAUUAUGUUUUUGAUUUGCUUUUCCGUAAUGGCAAACGAUGUUCUACAUCUUUUCAUGUGCUUAUUUGCUUCCUGUAUAUCCUUUCCAGUGAAAUGUCUUUUGACCAUGUUCUACUUGGAUUGUUUGUCUUUUACUAUUGAGUUUUGAUAGUUUCAAAAUAUAUUUCAGAUACUACUCCUUUGUCGGAUAUGUGGUUUGGAUAUUGUUUCUCCCAGUAGACUUUUUUUGACCCUCUUCUCAGGGGCUUCUGCAGAGCAAAAUUCUUUAAUAUUGAUGACGCCAGGUUUUAAUCUUUUCCUACAUGGAUCAUGCUUUUGGUGUCAAGCCUAAGAUUUCUGUGCCUACAUCUAGAUCUUGAAGAUUUUCUCCUAUUUUUUUUCUAAAAGUUUAGUAGUAGUUUGACAUUUUACGUUCAAGUCUAUGAGCCAUUUUGAGUUAAUUAUUAUAUAAGAUGUCAUGUUUAGGUUAUAGUGCAUUUUUUUUUUGGCCUAUGGAUAUUCCGUUGUUCAGCACCAUUUGUUGAAAAGGAUAUCCUUUCUUAAAUGAAUUGCUUUUGGGCUUUUGUCAGAGAUCAGUUGGGCAUAUUUGUGUGCAUCUGUUCCUGACUUCUCUGUUCUGUUCCACUGGUCUGUUUAUCCCUCCAUCAAUACCACACUGACUUGAUUAUUGUAGGUAUACAAUAAGCCUUAAUAUCAGGAAGACUGAUACUUGGCACUUUAUUCUUGGUCAGGAUCGUUUUAGCUAUUUUAGGACUGGUACUUUUUCAUAUAGAGGAACCCUGGUGGUACAGCGGUUAAAGUGUUUCACUGCUCACUGAAGGUGGGCAGUUUGAACUCACCAGCCACUCCAUGGAAGAAAGAUGUGGCAGCCUGCUUCCAUAAAGAUUUAUAGCCUUGGAAAGUCGCUGGGGAGUUCUUUUCCUAUAAAUUUCAGAAUAAGCUUAUCUAUGUCUACAAGAAACUUUUUUUGUGAUUUUAUGGUAGGAAUUACAUUAAACCUAUGUGUCAAAUUGAGAAUCAACAUCUUUACUACGUUGACUUCUAAUCCAUGAGCACUGUAUGAUUCUCCAUUUAUUUAGGUCUUCUUUGAUUUAGUUUAUCAGUUUUUUAAAUUAAAAAAAAAUUUCCAGCAUACAGAUCCUCUACAUGUCUUGUUAAAAGUAUGCCUAAGCAUUUCAUUUUCAUCUGAGUGAUUAUAAAUAGUAUGUCAUUUUUAAUGUCGGUUUCCACAUGUUCAUUGUUGGUAUGCAGGAACGCCAGCGAUGAUUGUGUUUUAAUAUUGUAUCCUGUGAUCUUAUGGAACUUAUUUAUUUGUUCUAGGAGUUUUUAGUAAUUUUUUGGAAUUUUCUCCAUAGACAGUCACAUUAUCUGCAAUGCCUUGUAUUUCUUUCUCAUAUUAUUGCAGUGGUUCAGGCUUGGAGUACUCGCCUUGUUCCCACAAUCAUAGCAGUUACUCACCCAGUCUUUCAACAUUACAUAUGCUGUUAUCUGUAUUAUUUUUAUGUUCUUCAUCAAGUUGGUAUAAUUCCCUCUAUUCCUAACUUGCUGAGAGAUUUUAUCAUGAAUCAAUGUGGAAUUUUGUGAAAUGCUUUUUUUGCACAAAUUAAUAUGAGCAUAUUUUUCUUCGUUGGCUUGUUAAUAUACCAGUUUACAUUGAUUGAUUUUUAAAUAUUGAACCAGCCUUAUAUUUCUGCAAUAAAUCCCACUUGACCGUGGCAUAUAAUUCUUCUUACAAAUUUUGUUUUCGUUUUGCCAGUAUUUUGUUGAUCUAAGUUAAAGUGAGAUAUUGGUCUGUCGUUUUCUUUUUUGGUACUGUCUUUGUCUGGUUUUGCAGUAUGGGUGAUUCUAUAUACCGUGGACUGCCAAAAGAACAAAGAAAUCUGCCUUGGAAGAAGCACAUCCAGAAUGCUCUUUGGAAGCCAGGAUGGCAAGACUUUGUCUCACAAAGUUUGGAUGUGUAAUCAGGAGGGAUCAGUCCCUGGAGGAGGAUUUCAUGCUUGGUAAAGUAGAGGGUCAGCGAAAAAGAGGAAGACCCUCAAGGAGAUGGAUUGACACGGUGACUGCAGCAAUGGGCUCAAGCAUAACAACCAUCACGAGGAUAGUACAGGGCCAAAAGUUUUUUCAUUCUGUUGUAUGUAGAAUUGCUGUGAGUCGGAACCAGCUGGAUGGCUCCUAACAACAACAGCAACAACAAGGAGUCUCUGGGUGUUGCAAAUGGUUGAUGCAUUCACCUGCUUACCGGAUAUUGUCAGAGGGACUCCAUUUGGUUCGGGGGAGAAUGAGCCUUCCUGGGCUGCCAUCUAUUUCUAGUUUGGGGUUGGGAAAUACUCGACCUGGGUCACCGUUUUUUGGGCGCUGUUGUAUCGUUCCUCCAGUCCUGGAGUUCCAAUCCAGGUUGUCUAAUUCUUACCACUUUUCAGAGUUCCCUUUUUGUUGUCUCUCAUGUUAUUCCCCGGGUUUGUACUUGUGCUCAGUUGGAAAGAGUAGGGAGAAACGGUUCUAUACCAUUUGUCCAGGACAGACCAGAAAUAUUUUGUUCCUGUAUUUUUUUAAUUCCAUCGUUAUUGAAUAUUCUCUCCAUUCCUGUGGUUUUCUUGCUCUGGGAUACAGACGACUGAUUCUUGCGUUUAUUUCGAGAGGAUUAAGUCUCAAAAACGACAGUGGAAAUGAUCAGCCCGUGUUUCCUUAUGAGUUAGAAAUACAAGCACCAGGAGGCAAAGUAUCAAGAAAAGCCAGAGUGAAAGUUCCCCAGAAAAUAACAGGCACAGAAAAUCGUGGUGGUACACACAGGGUAAGGAAACGGCAUCAAAAUUUUCCAGGGAAGAAAAGAAAGAAACAUUCAACAUGUAAACAAGAGCUGCCAAAAUGUAUGGAUCUUCAUAGGAAAGACCACACAGGGGAGAAACCUUUCAAAUGUCAGGAAUGUGGGAAAAGCUUUAGAGUGAGUUCUGACCUUAUUAAACACCAGAGAAUUCACACUGAAGAGAAACCCUACAAAUGUCAACAAUGUGAUAGGAGAUUUAGAUGGAGUUCAGAUCUUAAUAAACAUCUAAUGACACACCAAGGAAUAAAACCCCAUAAAUGUUCGUGGUGUGGGAAAAGCUUCAGUCAUAACACAAAUCUCCACACACACCAAAGAAUCCACACAGGAGAGAAACCCUUUAAAUGUCAUGAAUGUGGAAAAAGAUUCAUUCAGAACUCCCAUCUUAUUAAACACCAGAGAACCCACACAGGUGAGCAGCCCUAUACUUGUAUCAUAUGCAAGAGAAACUUUAGCAGGCGGUCAAGCCUUCUUAGACACCAGAAACUCCACAGGGCAAGGGAAGUUGGUCCUGUGUCCCCAGUCUGAAUGAAGUCACUAUAUUGAGCCUGACCCUAGAGAGCGUAAAAGAACAUAAAAUCAUAAAUCACCAAUGAUAGGAAUCUCAUCAAUGAGAAAUUUGGGAGGUGCCCAUGCCAUGCUUCACAGAAAGGAAUACACGUUGCCUGUCUUGUCCAGUGUUAUAUCUUCAGUGCCUAGCACAAAUUGACAUAUAGGGAGUACCUUAUCAACAA